CAGAUAGAUAACAUCACAAGAUAACACAAAACCGUUGAAAACACAAGAGCUUCUUCACUUGCAGUCACGGAGCUUUUUGAAACGGCCAUCAUCAAAUGGCCUCUCUUACACUCAGCGGCUUCAGCAUGACUGUCCGUACAAGGCCAAUCACAAGAACCAAUCACAAACCCUGCAGAAUCUCCUGCGUUAAAUGGGACCCAGAGGGGCUAUAUGGGCCACCACAAACAGGCCAUUUGGCUCGACGGGAGAUCAAUAGAAGGCUCGAGAAAGACGCAGAGUUUCGCGAGGCACUUGAGAUGCAAGCCCGUGAAGAAAAACAGCGUCGCCACGCUCUUCGUCAAUCUAGGGUGAUACCGGACACUUCAGAAAAGCUGAUAGAGUACUUUCUUGAUACUGAAGCUCAAGAGAUUGAGUUUGAGAUUGCUAGACUGAGGCAACGAUUGAACCAUGAAUUUUUCUCGCAGCUACAAUUUGAACUGGGGCAGCUUCGUUUUGCUGUUUCAAAAACUGAGGAGAUGGAAGACAGAUUGAUUGAGUUGGAAGCACUACAGAAAGCUCUGAAGGAAGGAACAGAAGCCUACGAUAAAAUGCAAGGUGAACUUGUAAAAGCAAAGAAAAGCCUGACAAAAAUAUUGACAUCAAAGGAUGUAAAAGCCACUUUGCUGGAAAUGGUUGAGCAGAAUGAACUUAACAGAUCAUUGUUAACGCUUCUUGAUGAAAACAUAGCAAGCGCCAACCAAGGUAAACAGAAAGAAGCAGCAGCUUUCAUGGAAAAGCUGCGUGCAGCUGUUCUCAAGUACAUGACAGUUUAGCACGAAGGUGAUGAAUAAUGUUCCUUACACCAGACUGAAACGGUACUGAAAUUGGAAUUCUUACACAGCUAAAAGCUUCUAUAACAUGAGGUUGGUGUGCUUUGCAAGGGCUACAUUUCUUGUCCAAAACACCAUAACAUGUGAACUGUAUCUCAAUCACAUUCCUUCUAAACAUCAUAAAAGUUUCCUUCAUUGUAUUGAAGCCAAAUGUUGUUCGAGAAAUAUAGUCUUGUGAAAAUGUAUAUCAUUAUAAGCACUUAUAAUAAAUUAAGUUCUAUGCAAUACAGUAUGUUUUGGACC
Molecule: messenger RNA, 1112 nt
Organism: Populus trichocarpa (black cottonwood)
Lineage: Eukaryota; Viridiplantae; Streptophyta; Magnoliopsida; Malpighiales; Salicaceae
Exons: 9
Coding region: 96-812 (238 amino acids)
Cellular component (GO): chloroplast stroma
Source: RefSeq, a predicted model, not a curated record